UCUCGGAUGCUACAGUAAUUUUUUAUGGAAGUUAAGGAUAAAGUGAAAACUCAAUCUACUGUUGUGUAUUUUUUUCAAAUGGUGUUGUUUUUCAUUUAGUAGUUGAAGAUAGUGUAAUUUUUUAUUAAAUAUUUAAUAAAAUAAUUGAAAAUGCAUGAAUUAGAAAGCAUUAACACAAUAUACAUCAAUAACCUCAAUGAAAAAAUUAAGAAAGAGGAGUUAAAAAGAUCAUUGUUUGCUGUGUUUUCACAAUUUGGAACUAUUGUUGAUAUUCUUGCUUCAAAAAAUUUGAAGAUGCGAGGCCAAGCAUUUGUGGCAUUCAAAGAUCAUGCUAGUGCCAGAACAGCAUUAAAUUCUAUGCAAGGAUUUCCUUUUUAUGACAAACCUUUGAGAAUUCAAUAUGCAAAAACAGAAGCUGACUGCAUAGCAAAAAUGAAAGGAACAUAUGUAGAACGUCCAAAAGUUCCAAGAUCAAGUACUGGGGAAAGGAAGAAGAAAAAAGGUUCUAAAGAACAACCUGCUGCUGUUGGAGCAGUAGCACAGCAGUUUCCUGUGCAGCCUGGUCUUCUGCCUGGUGUAGCUCCUGGAGCUAUGGUUCAAAACUUAGUGUCAAAUGUCUUUUCUUCUCAUCCUGUUGCAGCAGUUCCACCUAAUAUGGAGCCGUCACCUAAUCAAAUUCUAUUUCUAACUAAUCUUCCUGAAGAAACAAAUGAAAUGAUGUUAACUGUUCUUUUUAGGCAGUUUCCUGGUUUUAAAGAAGUGCGACUUGUUCCUGGAAGGCAUGAUAUUGCUUUUGUGGAAUUUGAUAACGAGGCAGUAGCUGCUGCUGCCAAAGACUCUCUACAAGGUUUUAGAUUGACUCCAACGCAUCCAAUAAAAAUUACAUUUGCCAAAAAAUGAGAGACUUAAAAGUAAUCAAUUGUAAAAUGGGAAUUCAACUUUAUUAUAUUUCAUUUUAUUCAAAUCAUAUGAUAUUGUGGAACUGUUUGAGUAGAUAACUUAUUACAUUUUCUUUUGACCCUUUUUGAAAAUUUAUAUAUUUUUUCUAAGAAAUUUCCUUUACAUGAAUUGAAUAUCAACAUGAAUAUUUUUUUUUAUUAUCAAAAUCUUUUAGCAAAUCUUGCAUUUCAUAAUCUUUAUGUUAAUUUCUGUAAUGUGAACAUAUUUUGUUGGUUGUAUCAUCUGGGUUAUGCCAUUGUAUGUCCAUUUUGUCUGUAAAUUUUGUUUAUUUUUGUGAAUGAUUUCUAUUAUGUCCAACCUAUUUAGUUUUGUAAAAAAUUGAACACUUGAAUGAAGUUUUAAUAUUCUUUCCUAAAACUUAUAUGUUUUUGUCUGGUCUUGGAAUGUACACAAUGCAUUUAAGGAAAAUCUUAUAAGCUUAUUACAUAUUAACAAGCUUCAAGUUAUUGAUGAUGAUUGAUUUAUUCACUGCUUUAAAAUAAAAAGUAGUGUGAAAUAUUUUAAUACUACAAUUCAUUUUAGUGUUUUGUAGAACUGGAGCUCUUUGUUACAACUUCGAUAUACAGUGAAACUUCUGAGUUACAACCACCACUAGGACCAAAUAAGUAUUUUCAUAGUUGGUGUGUAAAUUCAGAGUUAUAAGCAUGCUUAAAGAAAAACUUAACUUUUUAUUGCAAAAAGAAUACCAUUGAUAGAGAGUCUCCAUAUAAUGGUUUGUUACAAAAUUAAUGUGCACAGUUAAUUGGUGUACAUUAAUAACUUAAUACUUAUUUCUAAGAAAAUAGCACAUCAAUAAGUAAAAUUUUUAUAUAACUGGAAUGUCAUACAUUUUCUAAGUCUGGGGCACAUGAUAUAAAUUGCUAAUUGCUUUCAAAAAAAUAAUAAAAAGUUCAUUGUUUUAUAAGCAAAUACAGUUAAUAGGAAUUAUGAGCAAAAAAAAAAAAGAUAAAAGCAAUAGCUUUACAGAGGUGGUCAGUAAAAGAGGUUUCAUUGUAUAUAGAUUUCACAUGUUGUAAAAAAAAAUUUUGUACUUGGAUGUGAUAUACAUUAUUUUUCAAUGUAUUGUUAAAUUUUUUGUUGCAUUGCUGAGAAAGAACUUCUUGUAAUUUUCUUUACAAUCUUUUUCAUAUUAAAUUUUUUUAGCAAAUUAUUUUAAUUCUUAAUACUUUCCAAUGUUUGGGUAACUAAUGAAUAAGCAAAAAAUAUUAAUUGAACUAAUCUACUGUUUGCUUUUAAUAUAAUUUUUUCUGUAAAAGUUCACAAUUUUGCUUAAUUAUUCAUGCAAAUCUUGUGAUGCAACAAUUAUUUGUCAAAUGAGUAGAAUUUCACUACUCAGUCUUAUGUAAAAAUUAAUUUUUGAAAUUUGAUAAAUAAAAUGCUUUUUUUUUU
Parasteatoda tepidariorum (common house spider) is the source of this 2349-nucleotide messenger RNA. Its product is annotated as U1 small nuclear ribonucleoprotein A. The record is from RefSeq and is a predicted model, not a curated record. Gene Ontology annotation, molecular function: RNA binding. Lineage: Eukaryota; Metazoa; Arthropoda; Arachnida; Araneae; Theridiidae.